This is a messenger RNA of Centruroides sculpturatus (bark scorpion), 1221 nucleotides long. RefSeq names its product McKusick-Kaufman/Bardet-Biedl syndromes putative chaperonin-like. The annotation marks the transcript as partial. Gene Ontology annotation, cellular component: kinociliary basal body; cytoplasm; nucleus. The record is from RefSeq and is a predicted model, not a curated record. The transcript is spliced from 3 exons. Gene Ontology annotation, molecular function: ATP binding. Gene Ontology annotation, biological process: cilium assembly; chaperone-mediated protein complex assembly; protein folding. Lineage: Eukaryota; Metazoa; Arthropoda; Arachnida; Scorpiones; Buthidae.
GAGCUUGUCCAAUAGAAACUUUACUUUUUCCAGAAGAUUUAAAUGUUGUAGGUAAUGUAACAUCUAUUGAAAUGAAAAAAAUUAAUAAGAAAACAUAUGUUAAUCUGCAGUCUAAUGAUACAAUGUGGACGUUACUAAUAUGUCAUAACAUUGAAUCAGCAUUAAAUGAAACAAAUAUUAUAUGUAGACAAGCAAUAGAUACAUUAUAUAGACUAGUUAAUAGUCGUUUUAUGUCCUUUGGAGCUGGAUGUACUGAAAGUUUAUUAGCAGCACAUUUAUACAAAAAGAUUAAUAAUACAAUUGAUGAGAUGAGCAACAUUUUUAGAUGUUCUAAAGAACAAAUACUAAUAAUAGCAGAAAGUUUUGUUUCUGCUAUUUAUGAAAUUGCAGUAAGUGUGCAUUCAGGUAAAAAAUAUGAUUUUAAGAUAGAUAACAUACAUAAUCAUUUAUGGAAUUUUACAAAUGAACUAUGUAUGUGUGGUCAGUUUUCUAAAAUAGAAGUUCCUACAGCUACAUGGACUGAUCUAAGCAAUUUACAAUUUCAUACUGAUGAAAAUAUUAAACCAGUUUCAGAAAUUAAGAAAGAUAUUAUUUUAGAUGAAUUUAUUGGAAAAAAGCAAGCUUAUUCUUCAGCAUUUGAAAUAACUUCUUUAUUGAUGAGGACAGGUAUUUGUAUAAUAGACAGAAAUUAGAAAUGUUUUUUUAUUCUUUUUAAAGCAAUAAAAUGCAAGUAUAUAAUUGAAAUAUUUUUUUCAAUAUCAAAAGAUAAUUAAGAGAAUCUGUGAAAUAUUUUUACAAAAUGGUUGAUAUGAUAAUUAGAUGAAUAAUUCUGUAUACGGUAGAUAUGGGUAUUUGAUUUUACAGACUAAUUGGGAGGAAACAGUCUUCACUAUUGUUGAAUAUCCAUUAAAUCUAAUGUGUUUUAUAAACAUAUAUUAAUAACAAACUUACAAUAAGAUAUAUUAAAAUUUUGUUAUAAUAUAUAAGCACGAAUAAAAUAUUAUUAUACUUAUUGACUCAGUGCCUAUCUUUUAGCAUGUUCUCUCUAUGAAUAAAAAGGUUAUAAAUUUUUCCUUUAGGAUGGGAAUAUUUUGUCUAUUAAAUCAAAGUCUGUUAAACUGAGGUUCUACUGUAUUGUAUAACUAUUUUUUACAUCUCAUAUUAAUGUGUUUUCACUUUAUCAAAUAUUUAAAUUGUACAAUAAGAAGUAAAAUAUUUAAU